This is a messenger RNA of Clarias gariepinus (North African catfish), 6627 nucleotides long. It is a transcript of the gene akna, whose product is annotated as AT-hook transcription factor. Gene Ontology annotation, cellular component: centrosome. The record is from RefSeq and is a predicted model, not a curated record. Bases 1146 to 5366 code for a protein of 1406 amino acids. Gene Ontology annotation, biological process: epithelial to mesenchymal transition; neuroblast division in subventricular zone; neuroblast delamination. The transcript is spliced from 24 exons. NCBI's taxonomy places the organism in Eukaryota, Metazoa, Chordata, Actinopteri, Siluriformes, Clariidae.
AUUUGUAUUAAAAUGAUAUUACAUUUUUAAAUAUGUCUAUAAAUAACUUACAAGGUAAAAAAAACUUGUGAAGUGUAUUUCACAACAGCCUACAAGCAGCAUGUUUUAGUUUUAAAUAACCUAAACCAUUAGUAAGACCCAUAGACAGUACAUAGUACUAUGGAGACGCCUGUAACAUUGCAUUUCCUGGUUCAGGUACGGUAUAUAAGUAGGCGGGUCUUUUACUGAAUAAAGGAGAAAUUGUUCCAUGGAGUGUACAUUACAUAUCCUCUUAUUGCUAGAGAGCCCUUUCGAACAAUUAACAUGGAGCUUAGCUGCUCUCUGCUUGAUUGAGUUUUAAUUAUCAGACCUGCAUUAAGAGACGAAAGUUGAACAUGGUGUCGAUUCAUAGUGUAGGGAAAGUUCAAGUCUCCAGCACACUAUCGUCUGAUACAGCAGUUGUGAUCACAUUCGUAACCAGUUCAUUUGUCAUUAGUCACUAAUACAUUAUUACAUUAUUAUAAACAGAUGAUUUGCCUUAUAGCGGCCACUGCCUUACAGAAAACCAAUCAACACCAUUUUACCCUUAAGGAGUAAACAGUUAAUGGUUUAAUGGUCUCACACAACCUCUAGCAGACACUCGAGCGUCAUUUGUUUUCGUUUCCGUCUUCGUCCUCAGCUGUGAUCCUGAAGGAUAAGUAGCUUAUACUUAGCUGCCUGGGGUUUCUUUUUUUUUGCUUUACACACUUGCUCAGCAUUCACUGUGUGUCAGUACUGUUGGAUACCUCUGCUGUGUUUGCAGACGUCUUUGACCCGCCAGGGAGCCUAGAAAGUGUUAACAAGCAUUUAAUAAGCAGAGUAUCCUCAUCCUGUGUUUAACUCUUCAGCAAAGGAUUAGCUGUGUUUAUGUAUCUGUUUUUUUUAGAAGCAUGUGUGGUUUACAUGCUGUGGUUUAAAGGAUCCGGUUGCUCAUCCAAGAGAGCCAUGAUGGUACCAUACUGGGUUGAAAAAUACUGAUAUUUGCUUUCUCACCUUGGCUAGAUCUGUUUAAACCAGGAUCCUCGCCAUGACGAUGAAGAACGAUCCUGACUCUGGAGUUAGAGGGUGGACCAGUAGGCUACAGAUGCAUUUGUGAAAGUGGUGUGAACAGAAAAAAACGGGAGAGCAUGGAGGAAAAAAGGAACGCCAUCAGAGUCCGGAUGCGUGCCUGGACCCCUGCCUCGGGAUACUCUUCACCUCCGAGCCCAGUCAGCUCACAACUCGGCUGGGAUGAGGGCCGAGAUGAGGAUUUUCAAAGCCAGAUGGAUGAGAAUGGUAUCAUCGGCCUGAGAGAAGCACAAGGGGAGGCUGACGAGGUUGUGUUAGAGAAAGACGAGGACAUGUUUUCCGAUGUUGGAACUCCAGAGCCUGAAGAAGGUCUACCUCAUGCACUGGAAGACCUCAGCUGUCACCUGAGUGAGCUGCUGGACUCAGAGCCUCUCUCUCAACCCAUAGGAGACGACCGUCUCUCACCCACACACAAUGAUGUUGAGUAUAGUGUUUCUCUAGAAGACUGGAUUGAGAAUAAUGAUGAUGAUGAUGAUGAUGAUGAUGAGAAACCUGAUGAAGAAGAUCAGAAGGGCUUUAACAUCCACAGACCUUUCGCACAUUCAAGGCCAGACAGGGAUCUGUUUUCGGGAAUUAUGAAUAAUGAGAUUGAAGAGAUUACGAUGCGCAGAGAUGAGUCAUAUCCUCUUCAAAGGAAUAUAGAUCCCCAGGAUAACUGGAUAGACAGCCAUGAUGUCACCACUCAUGAAGGAAAGGAUGAUGAAAACUGGACUGAUGUAGCAGUUUUAGAAACACGCACACCCUCCCAGAACAGUUGUGAUGAGAGGAGCCACGUGUCCUCCUCGCCCUCCUUCAAAAGCGCUUCUCAGACCCAUUUUUAUCCCAGUUUGUCUGAACCGAGUUUACAGGAGGAGGCGGAAAACAGUAGGACUGAUGUUAAAACAUUUGCAGAGUCUAACAGUAGGCAACCACGCCAUAGCCCUAGAAGUUACCAGCCUGAGGAGGAGCCUACGCUUGCACUGAGUAUCUUUGGGUCUGAAACUGGUUUACCUAAAUUAGAGCAAAAGUCUGCUGGACCUCGUCAUAAUCACCAUUACCACCAUCAGGUUUCUGUUACUUCGGGGGUGGAUUACCCACUUUCCAUCUCUGCACAGUCUACAGCUAAAGACUCCACCUAUAGACGCAGGAGACACUACAGACCCUCGAAAACCUCUCUUACCGACCCGGAUGAUGUCAGGAAGGGCCAGCUGAGUCAUCCAUUGCCAGAUUUUUCCAAAGUGGAGCCCAGAGUUCGUUUCCCUAAAAGCAACUACAAGCCCCCGAAGAGUCGGAAGCCUCCUCACAACGAACGCUCAAAACCGGAAGCGCCUGUAGUGUUCAAAUCCCCGGCGGACAUUGUGAGGGAGGCACUGUCGAGUAAUUCUGCAGGGCCCUCGAAUCCUGCAGCUCCCACUGACUCCCAGAAGCCCUCGAAUACUACAAUGCCCGAGGAGUUGCGGUGCCCUCUGCAGGCCGGUGCUAUAAUGCAGCAGCUUCAGGAGGAUUACAAUAGGCUUUUAACGAAGUAUGCAGAGGCUGAGAAUACCAUUGACAGGCUACGAUUGGAAGCCAAGGUAUCCCUGUACUCAGACCCUCCCAAACCCAGCCAGCCUGGUGCUCUCUCAGGUGUUCUAAAGGAGGGAUCGAAGAUUAUGGCCCUGAGCUUCCCCCAGGCUCAGAGGGCCGAGUUGAGCACGGAUGCUAUUCAGCCAAUUCAGCAAAGGCUCAACUCAGCUUCCAGAGGGACACCACCUCGCCCUUCCUCUGUAGACUCCGUUCCCUCCAGCUGGCAUCGCUCUCCUGCUGCGGCUCCACUAACUGAGGGACUCUCCAAACAGAUGGCAGGAUUUCAGCUACAGGUUCACGAGUUUGAGAAGCUACUAAAGAACCGAGGACUCGAACCUUAUGAGCAGACACAGGGCUUGUCUCAGCUGGCUCAGGGUCAGGACUCAAUAGAAAGAGCCUACCUCGCUGCUCGGGAAAAGCAUCAACAACUGCAGAGGCAGACAGGAGGAAGGCUAGGACCUUUCGACCCUGACAGGGAACUUGAAAGUCUAAUAUUUCAGUCAGGGAUACAGCUGGAGGAACUGAAGGAGUGGAUAGAGCAGUCUGAACAGGAUCAGCUUGUAGCACCUACCCUGAGCGACCCGCCUCAUGCCGUGCAGCCCUGUGUAUCUCUAAAAGAGGCAGAGCCGCAACCUGAGAACCCCGCCUCUGCAGCUCAUGCCUCGGUCACGGUCGGCUUGGAGGUGAGUUCCGUCAGCGGGGAGAGUGAUGGAGAUGAAGAGAAGGGUGAAGACGACAUGCUUCCAUCUGUCUGCCGUCCACUCAACCACAAACAGCACCGUGUGGAGAAAGGCUUUAGGAGUCUGAUGGACCACUACCAGAGUUUCAGGGAUUUAUCCAAGCUUCUGGACCGAGACCAGGGUGAGGUUGACCACAAUUCGAGUGAUCAUUCUCCUCACCCUGCCAGGAUUGAUGGGAUGGAAAUUGAACAGUGGAGGAGAAGUACAAACAAGCGGGACUCAAACAAACCUCUUCAGCCACUGCCAGUGUCAGACGCCCUCUCAGGCAGCUCACGUGUGUUUAACUCUAUGGAAACUCUCCCAGGGGCCCCAGUCCCAGCUACACCAUUACCAAGGAAACAGGGCUGUGGGAGGCGAGCAGCAGGUAGCACACAGUCCCAGAGCAGUCUGGGACGAAGGGCCUCUAAAGAGAUUGACGGGGCCCGGAGAGGACAGUUGCAGGAUGGAGUUGUAACUCCGGAAACAGAUAGCGGAUUCAUGGGCUCGGAGAGCAGUCGACUCACACCUGCAGCACAAAGCCCUGUCCAGCAGAGGGCAGCAGUGAGGGCGACAAGGCCAUCUGUCACACAGGAAAAGCACCAAAUAAAUCCUAAGUCUAGCUCUCCAGCACAAACACAGCCAUCUUCGGAUCCCACUGGAGCUCAUGCCAUUGCCUCUGGAGGUGCUCCAGGAUCCUCGGGGAGAAGAGGAGAGGCACGGAUGCGUCACAUUCCCAGUUCGUCUACCUCCAGCUCGCCCCUGCGCUGGCCCAGCACCCCUCUCCAGCCUUGGCUUAGUAGCGAGAGUGCACAUUCCUUAUCAGAAGAUGGAACAGGACGGGGCGACCAACACGAACAGCCGUCCAAUCAGGAUCCCUCUUAUCUCAGAAGCUCCUCCUUCACUGCACCCUAUCACCAUGGCGACCACCUUAAAGCCCAAAGUUCUGGGCAGCUGGCGAAUCAGCAUGCGGCCAUUGAGUCUCUUCAGACAGAGGUGAACAGACUCAGAGAGCGCUUAGAAGGAAGUCUCAGGACAUCCAGUCCUGCGAAUCGUGCAACAGAGCCCACUUCUUCCUUAAAGGACAUUAGAGACCGCGCACCUCGUCACACGUCUACACCUCAUCCGCGGCAACGCGAUUUCAGGUCUUGUGCGAGAAAUAUCGCUAGCAAGAAAGAACCAAGAGACACUGAGAGCACUGUCAAGAAGGAACAAGAAAGAACUAUACCAAGAAGAAGAUCAGCAUCUGUGCCACGCCUCAGACUCGAGUCAGAGACAAGUAUAGAUUCGGAUCAUACCCAAUCUGAAGUCAUGACACCAAAGCACAUCCCAGUAUCACCUAUGACAGCACACAGAACCCAGAGAUCGAGGGCUGAAACUAGACGUCCAAAUUCAAAUCUCCAUACAAAUCGCCAGAAGCGGAGCGUAUCAGCUGACAGAUCAAAUGAGAGAAAAGAUGAGGCAGCAGGCAGAGGAAGGCCAGGACCUUUAUGCUUGAGCUGUUUGGCACGACGAAGCAGAACCUCUGGAUACCAAGCAAAAAACAUGAGCUCACCUUGUCACACUCGUUACUACACUAAUCACUGUCCGCUGUGUGGAGCGGAUAAAACAGAGGCGGUCCCUCCACCUGCAAACCAUACCUUCAUGCAGAAGGAAACUCGACUCAUGCAGACUGGGGUACCAGGGGUGUACCUGGCAGUAGCCCCUCCUCCUCCAGUGAUUGGCAGUGUGCCUAUGGUCCAGUGUGUGCCUUUCUGUGCGUCAGUCCUCUACUUGUCCAACCCUGUGGUUACAGCCUCAUACCAAAAGCCUGUUUACAUUGCACCGAACGAAGGGAAAGGCUACAGGGGUCAUCGUAGGCGCUCACAAUCUCUAGACAUGCGGCAUUCUCUCAACCGUUCUCUGGGCCGUGCCAUCGCCACCGCCAGCUGCGUGAGAGACAUGUCCGAGCGCAUGGUGCACUCUCUGUCCUCAGGGCUGCAUCGCUCAAGCCAGCUCGCAAAAUCCUGCACCUACUGAUCUGGCAACACUGCUCUGUGCUUCGAAGUGACCUCAAGAAAAACCAAACUGCAGCUUGUAGACACCUAACAUGUCUUUAUCUGAGAUUGGUGACCGACACAGAAACACUUGCUUCAUCAUGGCAGCUACCCUUAUUACUUCACUGUUUACGGCUGCAGGGCCGUUUUAUGAAAUGAAAUUUCAUGACAAAUGCUUUCUCAGAUAUGUUGCAUUUGUAAUAAAUGAUUUAAAUCUGUUUCCAAAAUGGAAACCGCUGCUAAAAUGAGUGAAAUGUUUUUCAUUUUUGGAAUUGUUUGUCUGUUAGUCAGUUUGUUUUUAUAUGAUUUACGGUACUGUAUGUUGUUUGUUACUUGCAUUGUGCCCUAAAAAUAAGUUUUUAUAUUCAGAAAUUUCUUCUCCGAAAUUAGUCAUCCUUCCGCAGUAAGUGGAAUGAUGAUAUUUCUCUCCUGUCAGAGUGAGGCUAGCUAAUCAUAGCUGUUUUCGAGCAUAUGUGUGCAAAAGAGGAUAGACAGCACUUUUCAUGAUGCAGCUUAUUUUUUCAUCAUCUUGAACUAAUCCAACCAAAAAAAAAAUCUCUUCCCAACUGUGUUUGACUGAUGGCACUUAUUUAGUAACCCACAGUAGUAAGUAGCGUAGUGUAAGUAUCUAUCCAGUGACGUAAACUUCAAAGCACUUUUAGUAAGCCGCUUUGGAUAAGAGGGUCUGCCGAAUGCCUAAAUGUAAAUGUAACAUGUGGCUGUUAAUUGGUAAAUAAGCAAAUUGGGGGAAAAAAUUAGUAAAAUACUCAAAGACACCCAAAGCAUAGUAUUUUAUACAGUAUAUACACUGAUCAGCCAUAACAUUACAACAUAAAACAUUAUACCCAGGAUUGUCUAGGUUCCUCUUGUGUGGUGGCCCUGGCACCUCGAGCCAUGACUCCAUAAGACCUCUUGGGGUAUGUAGGUUUUGAAAGGUGGGGCCUCCGUGGAUCAUCCCACACAUUCCUAUGUGUUCUCAAGCAGAUUGGGAUGUAGAAGUUGAAAGGCCUGGUUGGCAGCUUUAGGCUCUUUUUGUGCUGGGACUCGUGCAUUGGGCUGCGGUGACCGAGUGAUCUAGUGUCUUUCUAUUAGAGCCAGCAUUGAAUUUUUUUAGUGAUUUGUGCUGCAUUGGCUUUUCUGUGGGAUUGCGGUCGCAUUAUGAGCCUGUAUCCAGUUUACUGGUUUAUAAUUGAUAAUGUUGAUGUUUUCAAUGUUAUAUUUUGGACAGUGGAUAUUUUUAAACA